CCGCUCUGGAGGUUGUCAGCUUCCUCGGCAGAACAGUUGGCGCAGGCGCGGCACUGACAGCUGCUGUCUAUUUACUCCGCAAAGUCUGUUUAAUAAUGGCCUGGAAAUCUGGAGGAGCCAGCCACGCAGAGCUUGUCAACAACCUCCGCAAAAAUGGCAUUAUUAAAUCCGACAAGGUCUAUGAAGUCAUGCUGGCCACAGACCGAGCCCAUUUCUCUAGGUGUAAUCCUUACAUGGACUCGCCACAGUCGAUAGGCUAUCAAGCAACUAUCAGCGCCCCACACAUGCACGCCUACGCCCUGGAGCUUCUACAUGACCAGCUGUAUGAGGGAGCCAAAGCUCUGGAUGUCGGCUCUGGCAGUGGAAUCCUGUCCGCAUGCUUCGCACGAAUGGUAGGUCCUAAAGGAAAAGUUAUAGGAAUUGAUCACAUCAAAGAGCUGGUAGACGAUUCUAUAACCAAUGUGAAGAAAGAUGACCCCAGUUUGAUAACAUCAGGCAGAGUCAAGCUUAUAGUGGGAGACGGGCGAAUGGGCCAUUCUGAGGAAGCGCCUUAUGAUGCCAUUCAUGUUGGCGCAGCAGCACCUACUGUCCCCCAAGCUCUUCUGGACCAGUUGAAGCCCGGGGGGCGGCUGAUUCUUCCUGUUGGCCCGGCGGGAGGAAAUCAAAUGCUGGAGCAGUACGACAAAAUGGAGGACGGCAGCACCAAAAUGAAGCCCUUGAUGGGGGUGAUUUAUGUGCCUUUAACAGACAGAGACAAGCAGUGGUCCAGGUGGAAGUGACUUCCUUCUCCCCCUCCUCCCCCUCUCUCCUUCUCACAGUGGCAAAGGGAUGAACUUUGAAGUGGAAUACAGUCCAUAGUUCACCUUUAAGUUUGAACCUGGAGAAAACUUGGAUGGGGUCAGACAGCCCAUGAAAUUUUGGUUUAAAGCAUAACAAAAUAUGCUUUUUUUUGUUUAAGUCUAACGAUGGACUGGAGUAUCACAUUGAUGAUGACCCAGAGUGGCUGGGAAAAAAGACUGCUUGAAGCUCAGCACAGAAAUUUUGGAGAGGGCUUUUUGUUUUUCUUUUCAGGCCUGCAUCUUUUUGGUUGUGUUUUCUUUUCAACUGCUGGAUUUUAGGUUUUUUUUGUGGUUCUAUCAUUGCAAUCAGCAAUUUUUACAGUAUUACAUUUCAGCAGCAUCGAAGCUGAAUGUAGGAGGAACACCGGACAACGAUGGGGGAAAACCUGAAACUUUUAGAUAAUUCAAGUGUGUGUGUGUGUGUGUGUGUGUGUGUGUGUGUGUGUAUCAUCUAACUGUAGACUUCUCUGCUAACCUAAAGCUUUUCUCCCCUGCCAGCAGUAUUAGGAGCACACACAGGCAACACAAUGGCUGAUAUAACCCACACAUCCUGUUUUAUGUGCAGCACUAAAGUCAUUCUACACAUAGAGUAAGCAAUUCAUUGGGCUCUUACUACUAACAUACUCCAAGGAGAUCGGAGCACUUAUAACACCGACACACGUGCACAUGCAGGGCUGUGCUUUUCACCUGGUGAUGUGUUGCUUGCUGCUGCUGGAUUUCCAUUAACAAUUUGCGCAGGCUCUCCUGGUGACUGAUACUAAAUGGGAUAUUCACUGCUUUGCCAAAAUAAACUCCAACAAUAUAAAGCAAAUGAAUGUCUGUUUUCUUGAGGAAAAAAAACACAUGAAAUUAAAAAAGCACAUUUUAAUGUGAGUGAUCGAAGUGAUGGAUGAUAUUUGGCUUUCAGUCUCUGGAAUGGCAUAUGAAAAUAAAGAGAUGCUUAUGUUUUU
This is a messenger RNA of Micropterus salmoides (largemouth bass), 1789 nucleotides long. RefSeq names its product protein-L-isoaspartate (D-aspartate) O-methyltransferase (gene pcmt1). Gene Ontology annotation, molecular function: protein-L-isoaspartate (D-aspartate) O-methyltransferase activity. Lineage: Eukaryota; Metazoa; Chordata; Actinopteri; Centrarchiformes; Centrarchidae. The transcript is spliced from 8 exons. Gene Ontology annotation, cellular component: cytoplasm. Gene Ontology annotation, biological process: protein modification process. Bases 96 to 779 code for a protein of 227 amino acids. The record is from RefSeq and is a predicted model, not a curated record.